Messenger RNA from Patiria miniata (bat star), 2188 nucleotides. Its product is annotated as chromatin modification-related protein eaf-1-like. Gene Ontology annotation, biological process: signal transduction. The transcript has 8 exons. The coding region runs from base 368 to 2128 and encodes 586 amino acids. Gene Ontology annotation, molecular function: protein binding. The record is from RefSeq and is a predicted model, not a curated record. NCBI's taxonomy places the organism in Eukaryota, Metazoa, Echinodermata, Asteroidea, Valvatida, Asterinidae.
CAAAACUAAAGUUGCGGAAAGUUGAAACUCCUGAAGUUCAGCAAGAAAGGGAACGUUUGGGGAAAGAACGUUGCAGCCUGACGCCACAUUUUCUUCAUAUAUCAUCUCAAUAAAGUAAAGUAUGGCGACAGGCGUCCAACAUGACCUGAUGAAGCAGGCACAGUGCUUUUGGUCAAUGCUGGAUGAGCUUGCAGAGACCGAUGAAGAUGCAUACAGGAAGUUCAUGGCCACAAACCUCCAAAGAGGACAGCAAGAAUUGACACCGGCCAAGCCAUGGAUGUGUGUCAAGACCCGUAUCAUGGAUUAUACCAGGGUUGGACUACCGAAGCUGUCUGCAAGUAAACUGUGCCCACAUCACCAGCGCUAAAUGGCAGAACCACUGGAAGAGGGAGCCCAAAGACGAAAUGAGACACAAACGCCGCAGACACAAACUAGCCCUGGCCCAAGCACAGCACAAGACAGACAGGCAACUCCGACCCAAGAAGUACCGGCUGGUAACAAACAACCUUCCCAGCAGGAACCAACGCAACAACCACCGCGGCAACUACAGCCAAGACCGGGUGAGACACAAACUAACCCUGGUCCAAGCACAGCUGCGACCCAACAACUACCGGCUGAUGGAGUGAGGGAUGAUCAACAAACGACUCAGUCCAGCAGCAGACAGCCUUCCCAGCAGGAACCAACGCAACAACCACCACCGCAACUACAGCCAAGACCGGGUGAGACACAAACUAACCCUGGUCCAAGCACAGCUGCGACCCAACAACUACCGGCUGAUGGAGUGAGGGAUGAUCAACAAACGACUCAGUCCAGCAGCAGACAGCCUUCCCAGCAGGAACCAAUGCCACAACCACCGCCACAACUACAGCCAAGACCGGGUGAGACACAAACUAACCCUGGUCCAAGCACAGCUGCGACCCAACAACUACCGGCUGAUGGAGUGAGGGAUGAUCAACAAACGACUCAGUCCGGCAGCAGACAGCCUUCCCAGCAGGAACCAAUGCCACAACCACCGCCACAACUACAGCCAAGACCGGGUGAGGCACAAAUUAACCCUGGUCCAAGCACAGCUCCAUCCCAACAACUACCGGCUGAUGGAGUGAGGGAUGAUCAACAAACGACUCAGUCCGGCAGCAGACAGCCUUCCCAGCAGGAACCAACGCAACAACCACCGCCACAACUACAGCCAAGACUCGAUAAUGUCAUGAAAGCCCAGGAAGCAGACGCCAACGAGCGCGCAAAGAAGCGUAAAGCAGAGGCGACGGUUCUGAAAGAUCAGGGGAACCAAGCAUUCAAGAAGAGCGAUUACACACGAGCCAUUGAGCUCUACACGCAGGGCCUGGAACAUCUAAAAGACUUCGUGGUGCUGUACACCAACAGGGCACAGGCUUACAACAAAUUGGAAAAGUUUACAGAGGCAAUGGUGGACUGCCGGACUGCCUUGCAGUUGGAACCAAAUAACGUCAAGGCAUUGGUGCACCUUGGCAAGGCCCAGCAGGGACUGAAGGAUUACGAGGCGGCCGUUUCGACUUACCAAGAAAUCCUCAAUAUUGACGAGAAGUACGAGAACAUGGUCGCAGGCUACAUUGCAGCGGUGAAUCUAGCCGAGUCCACAGCCAAGUCUGAUAUGGAGGCUGAGAGGCUGUUCAGUGAGGGCGACGUCAAGGCAACGGGCGUUCAUGAGAUCGGACUCAGUGGCGUAGCAGACAGUCAAGCAGCUCUGACCCAACAACUACCAGAUGAUCAACAAACGACUCAGUCUGGCAGCAGACAGCCUUCCCAGCAGGAACCAACGCAACAACCUCCGCCGCAACUACAGCCAGGAGCGGGUAUCACUGACCCUGUUCUACGCAAGAUCUCUGAGAGGCUUGGCUCUGAAUGGCGGAAGCUGGCUACACAUCUCGGUUUAAGCGCUGCAGAGAUCGAGCGCAUCGUGAUGGAUAACCCAGGCCAGACAGAGAACCAGAUCUUCAACAUGCUGGUCAAAUGGAGGUGCCAACAAUCCACUAGCGUGGAUCAGAGGGACGUGUUAUGCACAGCUCUGAUGGAGAUCGGCAGAAGGGACAUUGUUGAAAACCUGUUAGGUAGGUAUCAGAAUGAACCACAUCAAUCAUUGUUUCAAUCGUAGCCUUGGUACAUAUGAUUGAAUGACAAAGCAAAACACCAUUUUUUUUCUGGCCAUUAAAAA